AUGACUCACAUCUCACCGCCACCCUUCAGCCUUGAAUCAUUUUUCGGCGACCAUUCGAAGAAAAUAUAUGCGGUCGUAAUUGGCAUUGGCGGUUAUGACAACCAAAAUGUUCUCCAGUUGUCAGGCUGCGUCAAUGACGCGAUCGAUGUUUGGGAGUGGUUGACCAAAGAUUUGAAGGUUCCCUCAGAUCAGAUCAACACAUUGAUUUCGCAAAACCCCAACACUGCUGUGACGAUUCCUCCAGGAUUGAAUUACGGCAAGCCAACAAGACAAAAUAUCGACGAUGCAUUUGAUUGGAUCAAAGGCAAAGCUACCCAGUCCGACACUGUCUUUAUACAUUACUCUGGACAUGGACAUCGAACUCGGACGAUAUAUGACCAUAAGAGGCCUGGAUUUGACGAGAUGCUAGUUCCGAUGGAUCAUCCAAACGGAAAAUUCCUACGCGACGUUGAGUUUGGAAAGUUCUUGGACGAAUUGGGUACAGAAGUGCAACACGUGUUCGCUGUAUUAGACUACUGUCACUCUGGAGGUGCCACCCGUGGGGACGAUUUCGAGGACGAGGACGACGAAGACGACGAGGACGACGAGGACGACGAGGACGACGAUGACGACGAUGAGGGAGACGAAGAAGAUGAUAAAGAGGAUGUCAACGAAGAGCGAGGUGCGAUCCGUUUUUUGGCAGGAGACGAGUCUGAAGAAGAUCAAGGCAUGAGCGACACUUCUGCUGACGACGACCAUGACAAAGCUGGAGUGGACGUGUCAACCAAGACCUCAUGGCAGUUCCAGUCCGAGGCUUAUAUCUUACUAGCAGCUGCUCAGCCUAACGAGUAUGCCCGUGAGACUGGGAAAGUUGGAGCAAACAGAAGGCUGACGCGCAACCUUCUCGAACAACUAAGGAUCAUCGAGAAGACUGGCCGCUCAAUCACUUACCGCUUACUCUUACACAUCAUCCGCGGGGCUUUUAGGCAAAAGGGAUAUAAAUGGCAGAACCCGAUGCUGUAUGGAAAUGGUAAUCAAUUCCUUUUCCAAAACAAGUGUUCAUCGUUGGACUACGAUGGUACCAUUACCAAGCAUUCCAAGAAUGGAUCCGUGUUCCUUGAUGUCGAGGCAGCACACGGCGUUGCUAGGCACGAUGAGUACGAAAUAUAUGACCUCGGUUCAUCGACAGUUACCGAUACCAAAGUCAUUGGGAAGCUGAAAGUUACUGACGUACAAAGAUUGCAUUCGAAUGCAGAUAUCUUAGGCAAGAUCAACGUCAAUAUCGUGGGGUGCAAGUCAGCCAGGAAGGCUAUCGACGCCCUGCGGAAGAACUGGAGAUCCUCGGCGAAUAUAGUCCUCCCUAAGUUUUUGGGUGAUACCCAAGGCACCCAGAACACUCAACAGGAUCGAAAUCUUGGUUUCGAGAUUGACAUCGAAAGCACACCGAAUGGCGAAGAAUACAUUCUCAAAGAUGCAUAUGGGAAGCGACUUCCUCAUAACCCCUCACUCCCGGUUGGAGGAGACGAAGAAGCUCAGAAAGUGAAGGAUGUGCUGCAGCAUAUCAUGCAAUUCACCGCCAUGAAGCUCCUGAAGAACCCAACGUCUCGUCUACCCUACAGAAAAUUUGAGUUCGGUCUUAUAAACCAAAACAAGGAUCCAGCCACUGGUACUCAUACCGUGCAACGUGGAGACGUGGUAACCAUACGCAUAAAAAAUUGUUAUCCGAAACCACCGCGCUUCCCCAGGGUUCCAAAAAACACGAACUCUCUAUAUGCGUAUGUCUUCAACCUUACUCCAAAAUAUGGUGUCAUUCAACUGCGCAAAGACCCUCCCAGCGAGGAUUCCUAA
This is a messenger RNA of Hyaloscypha bicolor E, 1827 nucleotides long. RefSeq lists its product as uncharacterized. The record is from RefSeq and is a predicted model, not a curated record. Bases 1 to 1827 code for a protein of 608 amino acids. Gene Ontology annotation, biological process: proteolysis. Lineage: Eukaryota; Fungi; Ascomycota; Leotiomycetes; Helotiales; Hyaloscyphaceae. The transcript is spliced from 5 exons. Gene Ontology annotation, molecular function: cysteine-type endopeptidase activity.